This is a messenger RNA of Bufo gargarizans (Asiatic toad), 5645 nucleotides long. RefSeq names its product solute carrier family 6 member 9 (gene SLC6A9). The transcript has 14 exons. The record is from RefSeq and is a predicted model, not a curated record. Lineage: Eukaryota; Metazoa; Chordata; Amphibia; Anura; Bufonidae. Gene Ontology annotation, molecular function: glycine:sodium symporter activity. Gene Ontology annotation, cellular component: plasma membrane. The coding region runs from base 324 to 2228 and encodes 634 amino acids. Gene Ontology annotation, biological process: glycine import across plasma membrane; synaptic transmission, glycinergic; sodium ion transmembrane transport.
GACCAGGGGCCACUCACAGACUGCAGGAGCUACAGACCAGGGGCCACUCACAGACUGCAGGAGCUACAGACCAGGGGCCACUCACAGACUGCAGGAGCUACAGACCAGGGGCCACUCACAGACUGCAGGAGCUACAGACCAGGGGCCACUCACAGACUGCAGGAGCUACAGACCAGGGGCCCCCCGAAGCCACUGGAGACCACUCAGCUUCCAGGAGCCACUCACAGCAUGCUCGGAGAUUUCCGGGAGUGAGAUCAGACGGCUGCGACCUUCUCCAGCGCGAUCCAGCGGCGAGGACACGUGUGACACCUCUUCCCGUCAACAUGGCUGAGAAGUGUGCUGACGGCAUGCUGAAUGGCACGGUGCCCGGAGAAGUCACCAAGAGAGACGAGAACGUGAAGAGGGGAAACUGGGGCAACCAGAUCGAGUUUGUCCUGACCAGUGUGGGCUAUGCGGUGGGCCUGGGCAACGUCUGGAGGUUCCCGUAUCUCUGCUACCGGAAUGGAGGAGGCGCCUUCAUGUUCCCGUAUUUCAUCAUGCUGGUCUUCUGUGGGAUCCCGCUCUUCUUUAUGGAAUUGUCUUUUGGGCAGUUUGCCAGUCAGGGGUGUCUUGGGGUGUGGAGGGUCAGCCCCCUGUUUAAAGGCGUGGGCUACGGGAUGAUGGUGGUCUCCACGUAUAUCGGUAUUUAUUACAACGUGGUCAUCUGUAUCGCCUUCUAUUACUUCUUCAUGUCCAUGAGCCGCGUCCUGCCCUGGACCUACUGCAACAACCCCUGGAACACGGACAACUGCGUCGGCGUGCUGAGCCCCUCCACCAACAGCAGCUUCAACCUCACCUCCCAUCCAGGUGCCUUCAACAUCUCCGAGCUUCUGAACCAAACCGGGAAGAGGACGAGUCCCAGCGAGGAGUACUGGAGGCGCUAUGUGCUGAAGUUGUCAGACGGCAUCGGCAAUUUCGGGGAGGUGCAGCUUCCGAUUCUGGGGUGUCUGGGGUUGUCCUGGGUCGUUGUCUUCCUCUGUCUCAUUAGAGGCGUCAAAUCUUCUGGAAAGGUGGUUUACUUCACAGCCACGUUCCCCUAUGUGGUCCUCACCAUCCUAUUUGUCCGUGGGAUCACCCUGGAGGGGGCCGUGGACGGCAUCAUGUAUUACCUGACCCCGCAGUGGGACAAGAUCCUGGAUGCCAAGGUUUGGGGAGAUGCAGCUUCCCAGAUCUUCUACUCACUAGGAUGUGCAUGGGGAGGACUCAUCACGAUGGCUUCUUACAACAAAUUCCACAACAACUGUUACAGGGACAGCAUCAUUAUCAGCAUCACCAACUGCGCCACCAGCGUCUAUGCCGGAUUCGUCAUCUUCUCCAUCCUGGGCUUCAUGGCGAAACACCUGGGGGUAGACGUGUCCAAGGUGGCCGACCACGGUCCUGGCUUGGCCUUUGUGGCGUAUCCGGAGGCGCUGACACUGCUGCCCAUCUCUCCGCUGUGGUCCAUACUCUUCUUCUUCAUGCUCAUCCUCCUGGGACUUGGGACGCAGUUCUGUCUCCUGGAAACUCUGGUCACCGCCAUCGUGGACGAGAUUGCAAACGACUGGAUCAUUCGCUGGAAGACCUUUGUGACGCUGGGGGUGGCCAUUGUGGGUUUCCUGCUGGGAAUCCCGCUGACCACUCAGGCCGGCAUCUACUGGCUGAUGCUGAUGGAUAAUUACGCUGCGAGCUUCUCCCUGGUCGUCAUCUCCUGCAUCAUGUGUGUGACCAUUAUGUACAUUUACGGACACCAGAACUAUUUCAAGGACAUUGAGAUGAUGUUGGGGUUCCCCCCUCCCCUCUUCUUCCAGAUCUGCUGGCGUUUCUUCUCUCCGGCCAUCAUAUUUUUCAUCCUGGUCUUCGCGGUCAUCCAGUACCGGCCGAUCUCGUACAAUGACUACGUCUACCCCGGCUGGGCCAUCUCUCUGGGCUUCCUGAUGGCGCUGUCAUCCGUCAUCUGCAUCCCGCUAUACGCUGCUUUCAAGAUCUGGCGUUCGGAGGGCGACACCUUCUUGCAGCGGUUGAAGAACGCAGUGAAACCCAACAAGGACUGGGGCCCGGCGCUGGCAGAGCAUCGGACGGGCCGCUACGCCCAGAGCGACAGCUGCCCCGAGGCCCAACCACUGAACCCGGAGAAGCACAAGAAGGAAGAGAUCGGCCUGACAAUACGGGGCAGCAACGGGCAGGCGCACAGCCAGGACUCCAAGGUGUAGCCGCCGGGGUGGAGGGGGAUGGAGAGGCGCUGCUGUGUGGAUGACCCCCGUUACCCUCUACCCCCCUCGCCCUCCUGUUUACAUCCAGACCAGUCGUUCCCUCCGUUGCCCUGUAUCCGUCACCUCAGAAUCCCUACCGGACUCUCGGGGAGCUGAGACCCAGCUGCUGGUCCUGCGCCCCCACCCUCGGGACCACCGGAGGACACUGCUGCGGGGUGGGCUCGUGGCGCGGGGGAGGAGUAGUUCUUCUAACCCGUCUAAUGCUAGUUUACAGAGGAGUAUUUCUAGAGUUUCCUAACCCGGGGCGCUCAGGGGCGUCGCAGGCCGGGCACCAUCACCCGAGGAGCCCUGUAUGCCCCCUGCUGUGCCCGUCUGCACUGGACGGACUCUGUGGCAUCGCUGCCUAUCUGUGUGCCCCCGUAGUCUCAGCGACAUAGUGACACGUGCAGGACUGACCGACGAGGGCCCAGUGUGGCCCCUGAACCUGCUGACCGUCCCUCAGUAUGGUUGAUGGAUUCUGGAGCCGCCGUAGAGCAGCGCUCCUGCUGACUGCCCGUGUGGCCCCUGUGCCCUGGCGGCGCAGCAUCCCCAGGAGCGAUCGACCGCCUUUUCUACGAGCAGAUAUAUACACUCUCCACGGGCUCCUAGAAAAGGCGCCCGCCAGUCUUACAGCAGAGCGGUAAGGCGUGAUGUGCUGCAGCAGCAAUGACCUGCACUCGAAUCCAUAGCAGAUAGGAGGCAUAAAGGGGACAAGGCAGGGACCACAUGUGACCGCGGCGCCAGCAGCAAGGGGUUAACAUGGAGAGUCCGUGGAGCGAUGGCGGAGGAGUCACGGAGGCGGAGUCCUGCGCACAGACAUUGCAUUAUUACCAGGUCUGAUGGUGAAUCCGUUUUUUCCUUUCACGUUCCUGAGGCAAUGUCGUGAGCUGCGCCACACAACGGACGGUUGACGUUUCACGGUUUUCAGGCGUCAUGCCAGGACAUGUCACAUGACUGUGCCCCUCUCCCAGACCGUGUUUACAGAGGGUCCGGCCUGUGCCGCCAUCAUCCUGGGGUCAUAGAGAAGGUCAAAGGGCAGAGAGAGCUCGGGGCAGGCAACACAGAGAGCGGCUCCGAAAUACACCGCAGCCAAUCACCAGCAAGAAGAGCGUCACCUCCUGCGCUGUGGGCGGGGCCAGUGACGGGUGGAGCACAAUGCGAAAUCACUGCCAAAAAGCGCAAUAACGGGAAGACAAGGUGUUACAGCUGCAGCACAAGGCACUUAGACACAGCAGGCUCCGGGCCCCUGAGCUGGGGGCCCCAGAGGCUCUGCAUUAGAAAUACCUCAAUGUCAUACACACAGAACACGGCACCAGGUCACGCACUGUACGUUAUAAGCAGAUUACACUGAACGCCCCGCGCUCCCUGGUGCCGGCGCGCUCCCUGGGGCCCUUACUGUUUGGGCCCUUGUUUGAAUUGUCAUUUAGGCUCGGUCUACAGGACGCCAAUAAGUCGCGCGACAGACAGGGCACAACGACACUGCAGGCUAUGGUGUCGCACUGCGACAGAAAAUCCACGUGGCGGUGCGACACCGUAGACGGCCAUUGUGACAGAUGUCGCCCCGCAGACCGAGCCCUAAAGGGAUUUUGUAGUUACAGUUCCGAGUAUCUACUGUAUCAAUUCCUUGCAAUAUCUCUGCUUGCUGUCUUGUCACGGCUGCAGCCGUGUGUCCAUCACAUGGCAGGAUGGAUAAUCAUACCCUGAAGGUCCCAAUUGACUGACAGCAAGCAGAGAUCCUGAAAACCACGAGGAAUUGAUAUUCAGGAAGGAUAUUGGAGCUUUCAUUGCACAAAGUGUAACAUUAAUUUGCUGAAACUGGAAAAUCCCUUUAAGGCGACCCCCGCACCCGCCCAGGACGUCCGUGCGGCGUUCUGUGCAUUUCUGCACCAAAUCCACGUGUUACUUACGGUCUUUGGUGCGGAUUUGCCGCGGUUUUGCCGCCGAUCUCGCGCUUGCAUUGAAAAGAGUGAAAUCUGCACAAAGAAUUGAGAUAAACCUCCUCCCGGGAAGAAGUUCUGGGCGUCUGCCGGCAGAUCCGUCGCUCUGACGCCGGCUGACCUGGUCCGUGUGCGCUCUGCUCUCUCUGCCGCCCCUCUGACAGGCUCGGGUGGGAGGAGGUUUUCACUGCCGGGCCCUGUCAGUGCAGAGGACGCUGCAGAGAGAGCAGAGCCUCUCGGUGUAAUGGUAACGCCCCCGUUGCUCCUAAGGGCUCAUUAAACCAACCACCGAUGUCUUCAGCUGCCGAGCGCCAGAGGAACAAAUCUGCUGACGGGGGCCCUUUAAUUCCUCCCUGUUAAAAUCUCUGCUUUCUGUCAGUGAAUGUGAACCCUACACAGCUGUGUCAGUCUAGAGUGUGGCGAGCUCAUCAGCAGCACAAAUCCCUCUCCUGUCUUGAUAGCUACAUAUUACCUGCACUGAUACAUUGUAACAAACCCUCAGCUGUGUGAGUUUUCAGGCUCUGGCUGUAAACAUGAAUGUUCCCAGUCACUGACAGACAGCAGAGAUCUUUAAAGCAGUGAGGAAGUGAAGCCUAACACUGCAGAAGGUUCAUCAUCCUAGGAUUAAGGACACCGGCCCUUUAAUGAAUGACUUUAGGGCAAGCUCUGCUGCAGUUCUGUGUUCACAAUGCACAGAGCGCGCUCCGUGUGGGUGGGGCUAAUGCUCUGGGCGUGGCUGUCACCAGCCAAUCAUUGCACGAGAUCCAUUCUAUUCACUGUGUUUGUGUUGUUCCUUUUCCUCACUCUGGCAGCGGAGCUGGAGUAGUGCUGAGCGUUCAGCUCUGCUGCACGUGGAUAUAGUGGCACGUGGCGCACCGUGUCCUGCGUCUCUUUAUUCCUUUCCGCUUAUUUUCCUCUGCGCUGUAAAUUAUUUGUGGCUGCCCUGCCCCCCAUAGCUGAUGAUAUAUGUGACUGUACGUCUGUCGAGGGGAGCAUCUGAUGGGAGUUGUGGUCUGUUAUACUCAUUAUUGAUGUUCCUCAUCUGCCCUACAAGUAUUACUCUUCCCAUCGUCCCCAGGUCGUAGCGGUGAGCGUUUCAUCCUUUUCACUUCCUGUGGCCAAGCCUGGAAUUCGACAAUUGCCUGUGUCCUGGGGCAGUGUCCCCCCCCCCCAUGCGAGGAGCGCACGGACAUGACGUCCUGCGUGUAGAAGCUGGACACAGACAGCCCCCCCCCCCCGUAGUUUAUAGGACUUAUUAUCACUAGAGAAAUGUAGAACGCUCGUUUUAUUUGUUCCUGACAGAAAUAAAGUAAUUCACUCCAAUAUGACCCCCAUGAUUAUUUAGGGGCAGGAGAGGGUGGGCCGGGGCGCUGAGGCCACUUCAGGCCCUGGAGAUACAGGGGGCUGCGGAGCGGCCCUGGAGAUACAGGGGGCUGCGGCG